CUACAGAUUGAUGUAGAGAAAGGCGUGGUCUCCAGUCUACAUGCACAUACCGAAUAAUAAUAUGUAAGAAAUCGUAACCUUAACCAGCUUCAAAACGUGGUCUCAGUAAAUGCUAAGCGGAGUUCAGAAAUACCCAUUGCUGCAGCACACAUAUACAUUGCUAUGGUAGAAAUGUCAGGCCCAUCUGUGGACAGUCUCUUCCCAGCUAUCGCUCAGUCAUUUGUCGUCAUCGCAAUAGGCUAUGGAUUCGGUUUUUUUAAACUCAUCUCUCCCAAAGAGUCGAAGAGUAUCGGAACUCUCAUUGGAAAUCUAUUCCUCCCUGCGCUCCUGUUCAAGAACCUCGCAAUCCUUAAUCUAUCAGCAGUGUCAUGGCCGUUUCUUGGAGGAAUGUUGCUGGCCAAGUUCUCAGUAUUUCUCGCCGUAGCACUUUUGACCAUGAUUUUGACUAGACAAGUCGGGACGGCUGGAUUGUUUGGGAUCUUUGCAACACAGUCCAACGACUUUGCUCUGGGGCUACCCAUCGUGACAGCUGUGUAUGGGGAGUCGACUGGCAUGGGUGAUAUGUUCGACUAUACCAGCUACAUCUACCUCCUGGCUAUUGUGUCUCUGGCUAUGAUCAAUCCGAUAGGCUUCGUCCUCAUGGAGUACAACAAACAGAGCCGCGACUCAAACAAGAAAAUGUCUUGUGACAGGAUUUCAAUUAUACUUUUCCGCACUAUGAAGGGUGUGGUAUUGAAUCCCAUCAUCUUCAUGACGGUGCUGGGUAUUGUGGUCAAUGUCAUCAUAUUCUUUGGGGUGAACAAAGGAGAGGGAAACAGCUCAGAUAACCUACCAGAUUGGCUGGUAGGGUUCUUGGAUGUACUGGGAGGGGCCUACGCCGCAUGUGCCUUGUUUAACAUCGGACUGUUCAUGGUGGGAAAACUCGGGAAGGUCACUGGAUCUUUACUACUCGUAGCCACUCUGCUUAUUGCUGCUAAAACGAUCAUCCUUCCGCUCAUUGCGUAUCGUGUUCUUUACUCUAUACUGCCUGAGGGAGUGUUCAACUCAUCGCAAGAGGCAGUCUCUACAUUCGGCUUCCUCCUGGGGACUUUCCCUACUGCCCCCACAGUGUUUGUAUUCUCCACACAGUACAGCCUCGCCAUGGAGAUUGUGGCAGCGUCUGUAGUCUUGUGCACAUUCUUCUCGGCUCCGAUCAUGUACUUGUCUGCUCGGAUGAUUCUUGUGUUGUCUUCUGUCACUAGCGAUAACUAUAAUAAUGUCAUCAUGGACUCUCGAAAUGACGUAUCCAUUGUCAGCUGUGUCUCUGUGGCAUUUGUGUUCAUCCUGUUUUUGCUUGCUCGGAGGUAUCGAUCUUUUGUACAUGUCUUCGUCAUGCAUCUUAUGGUGGCUAUGUUGGUUGAAGUGAUUGGCGUAUAUAUGUUGACAACAGUGACGGCGCAACAUCUCGUGUACUGGGAGUUCUUCUGGUUCUCAAUAUUCUUCAUCGGUGUCCUGUCCACAAGAACUUGGAUGGCGUCCAUGGCUGUGGGUCUAUUGAUUCUCAUCAUCAAGGGACCACAGAAAGCUGAGAAAUCCUGGGUGCCUCUCAUGUUGCUAUCAUGGGGGAUUCCUAUUUUAAUCACUGUUUUGUUGGUGGCUGUGUGCUCAGUCACUCAGUUCGAGGCUCACAAACAUCUGCGCAUGGUUGAUAUCUCCUUCCUCUUCGGGGAACCACAGUUAAUUCUGUCUCUAGUUGUAUUGGUGGCUUCCUUUAUCAUUGGGUUUGUGUGCGUGAUGAUCAUCAUACUGUCUGCAAGGAAAAAAAAGAGUCGAAGGGGCAAACAAUGGCCAAUGGAAGAGAAGAAGUCGAAUUUUGAGUCCUCAGUGACAUCGGUAGUACAAAGACAUCCUGGUACCUCAUUGAACAGUGGAGACUCUCUAGGAUCAAGCAUGAACGCGUCUGGGGGCACCACACCCCUCUUAACGGCAGGGAAAUCCCCUUCGUAUGGUGCCACACCCACUGAUUCCAGUAAAACUGUAGAUUUUGACUCACCACACAACUCAUUUGACAACUCAAUGGCGGAGAGAAACCCGUUGAUACAGAAACCUCGUGAAGCAAGCCCAGAGCCCGACCAAUCAGAAUACAGCUUUAGUCUCCCUAUUCAGUCCUUGGGUCUUUGGCACAAGGACAAGUCUGGUCAGCACCUGAUGAGAUUCAUCGUUCUCAUUCUGUUUCUUCUAUUUUCAUCGUUGGUGGGCAUACUGAUCCUGAUCUGGAAGCUGAGCUCCCCCCUCGUUACUGGGAUAUUUAUUGCUGUGAAUGUACUAGAUACUGUCACCAACUUUGGACAGGGAUUCUUCAUAUUAGCUGUGUUUGGAUUUGAGAAGCACUGGUUCUGGGUAGCUCUGUACAAAAAGUUGCGUCGUUUAUUCUUCAAAGUUGAAGUGGUUGAUUUGCCGAGGGAAGAGGAUGUUGAAGUUUCUGUUCUCGACCUCUGCAAGACAUUCAAUCAGAACCAUAAGGAACUCUGUAUAGCAGACAUUGUCUCCAACAAAAAAUUCUUACUGCGGACAUACGACACUGUGUUCAGUGGUGUGGACCUAGUGGACUGGCUGGUGAGGAAGGGCGUGGUCAAAGACAGGGAAGCUGGAGUACAAUAUGGAGAAUCUCUCUUGGUAGGCAGAGUCGUAGCUCAUGUUAGUAACGAACACUAUUUUCAUGAUGAACCUUAUUUUUAUCGGUUUUGUGACCAAAAAAACUGAUUGAGUGGCUUUUUAAUUCGUGGUUUAUUGGUGUGUUUGCAGUUUGAGAACAUAAUUAUGUUUACACA
Halichondria panicea is the source of this 2810-nucleotide messenger RNA. Its product is annotated as lysosomal cholesterol signaling protein-like. The transcript is spliced from 16 exons. NCBI's taxonomy places the organism in Eukaryota, Metazoa, Porifera, Demospongiae, Suberitida, Halichondriidae. Gene Ontology annotation, molecular function: G protein-coupled receptor activity. Gene Ontology annotation, cellular component: membrane. Bases 163 to 2742 code for a protein of 859 amino acids. Gene Ontology annotation, biological process: G protein-coupled receptor signaling pathway; transmembrane transport; intracellular signal transduction. The record is from RefSeq and is a predicted model, not a curated record.